Molecule: messenger RNA, 4145 nt
Organism: Xiphophorus maculatus (southern platyfish)
Lineage: Eukaryota; Metazoa; Chordata; Actinopteri; Cyprinodontiformes; Poeciliidae
Product: NACHT, LRR and PYD domains-containing protein 3-like
Exons: 13
Coding region: 100-3246 (1048 amino acids)
Molecular function (GO): protein binding
Source: RefSeq, a predicted model, not a curated record
UGUGGGGAAGAUGAGAGCCAGAGCAAAGGUCAGAGGAUCCAUCAGAGACUCAAACCAGAACCAGAACCAGAACCCAGCUCUGUGUCCUUUAAAAGCGACAUGUCAAAGGAUGCGAUUUACUUUAAAUCUCCUGGAUCUCCACCAUCAGAGAGGAUCCAUCAGAGACUCAAACCAGAACCAGAACCAGAACCCAGCUCUGUGUCCUUUAAAAGCGACAUGUCAAAGGAUGCGAUUUACUUUAAAUCUCCUGGAUCUCCACCAUCAGAGAGGAUCCAUCAGAGACUCAAACCAGAACCAGAACCAGAACCCAGCUCUGUGUCCUUUAAAAGCGACUUUUCAAAGGAUCGUCCCAUUGACUUUAAAUCUCCUGGAUCUCCACCAUCAGAGAGGAUCCAUCAGAGACACAAACCAGAACCAGAACCAGAACCCAGCUGUGUGUCCUUUAAGAGCGACUUUUCAAAGGAUCGUCCCAUUGACUUUAAAUCUCCUGGAUCUCCACCAUCAGAGAGGAUCCAUCAGAGACACAAACCAGAACCAGAACCCAGCUGUGUGUCCUUUAAGAGCGACUUUUCAAAGGAUCGUCCCAUUGACUUUAAAUCUCCUGGAUCUCCACCAUCAGAGAGGAUCCAUCAGAGACACAAACCAGAACCAGAACCCAGCUGUGUGUCCUUUAAGAGCGACUUUUCAAAGGAUCGUCCCAUUGACUUUAAAUCUCCUGGAUCUCCACCAUCAGAGAGGAUCCAUCAGAGACACAAACCAGAACCAGAACCCAGCUGUGUGUCCUUUAAGAGCGACUUUUCAAAGGAUCGUCCCAUUGACUUUAAAUCUCCUGGAUCUCCACCAUCAGAGAGGAUCCAUCAGAGACUCAAACCAGAACCAGAACCAGAACCCAGCUGUGUGUCCUUUAAGAGCGACUUUUCAAAGGAUCGUCCCAUUGACUUUAAAUCUCCUGGAUCUCCACCAUCAGAGAGAGUGGACCAGCAGAGCUCAAAUGUCCCCAGUGGUCCAUCUGCCCAGCAGCAUCAAACACAGCUGGACUCCAUAUUUAGGCUGUUGGAGGACAAUAUUGUCACUUUUGUGAAGAAAGAACUGAAGAAGAUCCAGACAGAUCUUAGUCCAGAUUACCCAGAAUGUUCAGAGAGUCAGAGAGAUGAUGAGGUGUUAGAAGGUGAUGAUGAAGAACAGAGGGGGAGCAGCAGAGAGGCAGUGAUGAAGAUCACACUGAACUUCCUGAGGAGGAUGAAGCAGGAAAAGCUGGCUGACCAUCUGGAGAGCAGACAUUUUGCUGCAGUUUGUCAACAUAAACUUAAAUCUGGUCUGAAGAAGAAGUUCCAGUCUGUGUUUGAGGGGAUUGCUAAGGCAGGAAGUCCAACCCUUCUGAACCAGAUCUACACAGAGCUCUACAUCACAGAGGGAGGGACUGGAGAGGUCAAUGAUGAACAUGAGGUCAGACAGAUUGAAACAGCAUCCAGGAAACCACACAGACCAGAAACAACAAUCAGACAAGAAGACAUCUUUAAAGUCCCACCUGGAAGAGAUCAACCAAUCAGAACAGUGAUGACAAAGGGAGUGGCUGGCAUUGGGAAAACAGUCCUAACACAGAAGUUCACUCUGGACUGGGCUGAAGACAAAGCCCACCAGAACAUCCAGUUCAUAUUUCCAUUCACCUUCAGAGAGCUGAAUGUGCUGAAGGAGAAAAAGUUCAGCUUGGUGGAACUUGUUCAUCACUUCUUUAGUGAAACCAAAGAAAUGUGCAGCUUUGAACACUUCCAGGUUCUGUUCAUCAUUGAUGGUCUGGAUGAGAGUCGACUUCCUCUGGACUUCCACAACCAGGAGAUCCUGACUGAUGCUACAGAGUCCACCUCAGUGGACGUUCUGCUGACAAACCUCAUCAGGGGGAAACUGCUUCCCUCUGCUCUCCUCUGGAUAACCACACGACCUGCAGCAGCCAAUCAGAUCCCUCCUCAGUGUGUUGGCAUGGUAACAGAGGUCAGAGGUUUCAAUGAUCCACAGAAGGAGGAGUACUUCAGGAAGAGAUUCAGAGAUAAGCAGCAGGCCAACAUAAUCAUCUCCCACAUGAAGACAUCACGAAGCCUCCACAUCAUGUGCCACAUCCCAGUCUUCUGCUGGAUCAGUGCUACAGUUCUGGAGGAUGUGUUGGAGACCAGAGAGGGAGGAGAGCUGCCCAGAACCCUGACUGAGAUGUACAUCCACUUCCUGGUGGUUCAGACCAAAGUGAAGAAGGUCAAGUAUGAUGGAGGAGCUGAAACAGAUCCACACUGGAGUCCAGAGAGCAGGAAGAUGAUUGAGUCUCUGGGAAAACUGGCUUUUGAUCAGUUGCAGAAAGGAAACCUGAUCUUCUAUGAAUCAGACCUGACAGAGUGUGGCAUCGAUAUCAGAGCAGCCUCAGUGUACUCAGGAGUGUUCACACAGAUCUUUAAAGAGGAGAGAGGUCUGUACCAGGACAUGGUGUUCUGCUUCGUCCAUCUGAGCUUUCAGGAGUUUCUGGCUGCUCUUCAUGUUCAUCUGACCUUUAUCAACUCUGGUUCUGACGUGAUGAAAGAAACACAAAGAUCUAAGAAAUCUUCAUUACUUAAUAAAUCUCACCUAAAGUCUCUCCAUCAGAGAGCUGUUAACCAUGCCUUACAGAGUCCAAAUGGACACUUGGACUUGUUCCUCCGCUUCCUCCUGGGACUUUCACUGCAGACCAACGAGAGACUCCUACAAGGUCUGCUGACAGAGACAGGAAGUAGCUCACAGACCAAUCAGAAAACAGUUCAGUACAUCAAGGAGAAGAUCAGUGAGAAUGUCUCUGCAGAGAAAAGCAUCAAUCUGUUCCACUGUCUGAAUGAACUAAAUGAUCGUUCUCUAGUGAAGGAGAUCCAACAGUCUCUGAGUUCAGGAAGUCUCUCCACAGAUAAACUGUCUCCUGCUCAGUGGUCAGCUCUGGGUUUCAUCUUAGUGUCAUCAGGAAAAGAUCUGGAUGUGUUUGACCUGAAGAAAUACUCUGCUUCAGAGAAGGCUCUUCUGAGGCUGCUGCCAGUGGUUAAAGCCUCCAACAAAGCUCUACUGAGUUACUGUAACCUCUCAGAGAGAAGCUGUGAAGCUCUGUCCUCAGUUCUCAGUUCCCAGUCCUCCAGUCUCAGAGAACUGGACCUGAGUAACAACAACCUGCAGGAUUCAGGAGUGAAGCUUCUCUCUGCUGGACUGAAGAGUCCAAACUGCAACCUGGAAACUCUCAGGUAAAAUGUUCUCAAUGCUAGUUAUUUCUAUCCACUAGCUGCUAGCAGAGAUUGAAAAAAGUAUUUGACCACCCAUCCAAAUGAUCUUAAUCAGGUGUUCCAAUAACUUCCAUGGCCAAAGGUGUAUGAAAGUAAGCACCCAGGUAUGUAGACUGUUUAAACAAACAUUUGUGAAAUAAUGUGUUGCUCUCAGGAACUCAGUAAAUUCCAGAGUGGAACUGUGAUAGGAUGUGCAACAAGUGUUUGUUUUUUCAUGUCCUGGACAACUGAGAACCUAUAAAUAUGUAGAAACUGAAUAUUUGGUAAGUAUCAUAACUUAAACUUAAAGCUGAGCACCAGUUUCCUAGAAAAAUUUUCAGAAUUUAUUUUGUGGUUUUAAAGGCUCUACAUUGAAGAUGAUAAGUAAUAAAGACAUACUUUAUUUUGUAUUACUAUCAGCUUCAAUAGCCCCUCUGCUCUCAGCUCACAUACGGAGCUGUCGGCUAGUGGUAACACUCAGCCCCUCCAGUUUCAAACUCUUCUUAUUAAAGUAAGAGUUAAAGAGUUAAACAUAAUUGAAAUAUUAGCAACAUUCGACAGAAAAAGGAGCUAAGUCUAUGAAAGCAAUGUAGCCAGUUUUGCUACUUUUGAUUUAAGGCAUAAUAAUGCAGUUUAUCAUGAUUCAGCUGAAGAAAUGAAAUGAACAAACUGAGGUCUGAUUUUUGUUAGUGUGUUUCUUCCUAUUGAGCAGUGAAAGUAAAUAAAAUGUGUUACAUGUCUUUUGCUUUAAGUAUUUACUUACUGGAGGGUUUUUUGUUUGUGCUGCAGAGCCACAGCUAACAGCUAGCUCCUCACUUCAGCAGCUCUAACGGAGCCUGUGCCAUUCAGCUGCUGUUGCUCCUCCUACACUUUGGACUGAACCAU